CUACAUUAUUAAUGCUCAAUUGUUUUAUUGUCUGUACUUUAGUACUGCACUAUGCAUUUCUUCAUCUUUACCCUGACAAAUCCCCUUGGACGUUAAAAAGUAGCAAAAAUGUAUUUCCCCUUCUCGUGAAAUGUAAGAUGCACGUGUGCUGAGUUCUGACUUUUCGUCGGCGACAAGUGAAAGAAGAUGGCUUUUAAAAUGCUUUUGAAGCUUGGCGGCUUAGAAGUUAGAUGAAAAAGUAAAUUUCUAUUUUCCGUGCAUUAUCAUCUUGUCGUAUAAAUGAGGAAAACGUCAUGGUGGUUAUGAAAACUCAUUUGGAGAAUAGAUCCUCCAUUUGCCUUCGCAAAUACAGGAUAUUUUUUGUGUUUGGUUUAGUGCUACUUUGUACCCAAGUCUAUCUAGCAUACACCUUUCUUGCACUGGAAAAUGAAAAUCAAGAAAAGAUAGGAAAACCGUUGAUAAGUGGGAAUGAUAUUUCGCAAGACGAAGAGGACGAAGGAUUACCAAAAGGAACCCGCCAACUGAAAUUACCACCUGACAAGCAAGGCGGUCUUAACAAGCCUUUAAAUCAUAAUCGUACUACUAGAAUAAAACUCGAUUGCAAAUCUCUCAGUUUUGUACCUGUGUGCGAAGUCACUGGUAGAGAAGCAGUUAGUGCCAUUACUAGAGCACAAAGUCAAAUGUGUAAGGAGCGCAUUGUCAAUGUGACGUGCCUUAGUCAGCAAAAUUUGCUAUAUCCUAUAAGGUUACAGUCUUCCUGCCCACAUUCGCUGGGCUUUGUUGGCAUACCUAAAAGCUUGGGAUGCUUCAAAGACGAUAAGAUAUCUAGGUUGCUACCAAAUUAUUAUACUGUUUUUAAGACUUACAAUUCGCCGGCACAUUGCGCUUACAUGUGUCUACAGUCUGGUUUUCCUUACGCUGGCGUUGAAUAUUCGCUGGAAUGCUUUUGCGGUAAAGAGGAGCCCUCGAAGGCAAACCAACUGCCGGAUUCAAGCUGCAAUAUGCAAUGUCCUGGAGAUUCGAAACAAUCUUGCGGUGGAUACUUGGCUAUGAACGUUUUCUCAACGGGCAUACAAAGAUUUAAGCCGCAGGAAGCAAGGAAUUCCAGUUUAAAAAGUGCCGACAAAACACCAGUUAAAAUUGCAUAUCUGUUGACCGUUAAUGGCAGAGCUGUUCGACAAGUGAAACGCCUCAUUAAUAUUCUUUAUGAUUCGUCGCAUUUAUUCUACAUACACGUUGAUGCGCGGCAAGAUUACAUGUACAGGGAGCUGCUGAAGGUCGAGAAAAAUUGUAAAAUGAAGAAUAUAAUAGUGGCCAAGGGUCCGGAGCUGCGUCAUGCGAGUAUCUGGGGCGGUGCGAGUCUCCUUACGACUUUCCUCACUUCGGCUCGCCACAUGCUCCUCCAUUCCAAGAGCUGGGAUUUCUUGAUUAAUUUGUCGGAGUCGGACUACCCGAUCAAGACGAACGCGCGCCUCGUCGAGUUCCUUACGUGGAACAGAAAUAUGAAUUUCGUUAAAUCUCACGGGCGGGAGGUUCAACGAUUUCUCACUAAGCAGGGCCUGGACAAGACGUUCGUGGAGUGCGAGGCUCGCAUGUGGCGCGUUGGCGAGCGGAAACUACCAUACGGCAUACAAAUUGACGGGGGUAGCGACUGGGUAGCGCUGUCCCGCGAGUUUGUCGAGUACGUCGCCAACCCGGAGCCGGACGACCUCGUCGCUGGCCUCCUGCGGGUCUUCCGCUACACGCUCCUGCCCGCCGAGUCCUUCUUCCAUACGGCGCUACGCAACUCGCGCUUCUGCCCGACCUACGUCGACAACAAUCUCCACGUGACCAACUGGAAGCGCAAGCUCGGCUGCAAGUGCCAGUACAAAGCCGUGGUCGACUGGUGCGGUUGUAGCCCCAACGACUUCAAGCUCGAGGAUCUCAACAGAAUUAUGAACACGGCCGACAGGAACCUCUUCUUCGCGAGGAAGUUCGAGCCCGUGAUCGACCAGAGGAUCAUCGACCGGCUGGAUCAGUGGCUGUACCCGGAGAGAAUGAACACCAGCGUCAAACUGACGACCAUUACCAAGGGCUACGACGCAUACUGGCAGAGUCUCUACCACCACGAGGAUACGAGUCCCCUUGCCGACGAUGCCCUCCUCACUAUAUCCAACUCCUUGGCGCGUCUCGCUUAUAGGCGCCUCGGCGACCUUGGUAACGCGGACGACAAGAGCGUGCACCUCCUCGAGAUCACGGCCUACUUCAAGGAGAACCACUUUGCUGGCGUUCUUGUGCGAGCGAGCUCCGAUCGAUUUGCCCUGGAGUCAUCGACGCUUAUGACAGAGUUACCCGAGCAAUUGGAGGCAUUGGUUUACUCGAGGCGGAACCUAUCGAUGAGCAAAUCCUGGCUGGGGAAAAUCGUGAGCUUGACGGUGAAUACGGAAUACGAUCAAAAGGAGCAGAUGUUCAGGAACUUUUUGGGAGGUAUUGGGCCCCUCUCCAGUCCAGUCUUUGCCUAUGAGUUCGAUGCAAAUGUCAUAGCGCCAUUGAAUCUCACGAUCUUAUGGCUUGAUCCGGUUAAUCGACUGGCCGAGGUUAAUCAAUUGCGAAUCGAGGAAUCGAAUUUGAUUGGACACGUGAAGCCACAGCUGAGCGAGCCCCUGGCCAUUGGGGUCUGGCGCCUCUUCCUCGUCCUUGAUUCCAAGGUCGUUGCCAAGUUACGCUUUCUCGUUGUGCCGCUGACGCAUUGGAAAAAUCGGCCAAUUAGCUUGGAGAAGGCACGCGAGCUAAAUCGCGACUCCACGACUGGAUACUACUUAACCAAGGAUACGGUCAAUCUCUGGCUCAAGUUCCUCAAAGCCCACCUGACGCUAAGGCAGCUCAGUCGCGCCAGCUCAGUGACUCUAGUGGGCUGGCAGCUGGAGCAGUGGGUGGAUAGCCUCGUGAACGAGUUCUACGAGAUUGUGAGGAUAUGCGACGCGGGUAAAGAGAGAACGCGAAAGCCAAGGACGAUGCAGCGCUGCGAGGCCUCCGAUUGGAGUUCACUCGGGCCCGAUCCCAAGUCCAACAUCGAUGGCUUACAUUGACUGCCGGUCGUGAUACCUGAUACUUCAUGAGCCAAUUGGGAGCCCAACGAAAGCCCAAUAAUGAACUUCUCGAGCGCGAUCGCGGAGGUAUUGACGGAGGUGCGUGGAGAACUAGCCGUUAGACGAUUAUUAUUAUUGCUUGGAUUGUCAAAUCGUUAACUGACACUUGUUAUGUAAGGAGAGAUAUUAUUAGGUUGCAAUUCACACCUUCGUUUAUAAUUUUUGUAUCGUUUAAGAAUUUGGAUACGUAAAUACAGUGGGCCAUAUAAGACUUUUGGGUAAUAAUGCCAUUGGAGGGACUUUCAUUAUUGCUGAUAAUUGAGAUAGGAGAUUAGAAAUAGAGACGCGACGAAAGUUUAGCUUGUGCAUUUAAAAUAUUUUAUUGAAACUUGUUUAAUGCCAUAAAGUCGUGGUGGUUCGAUAUUUAGAGGUAUGAACAAAGCAUCGAACCUUAUAAAGAUUAUUCUUUUGCGCCAUACAAAAUUUCUCCCCAAUUCCCAAUUAGAAACGACUUGAUAUAACUUUCUAUUAAAUUAUUUAUGAAAGAAAUUCGAUUUUUCGAAAAAGAAUAUCAAUGAGUUUAUUCUACAUAGACUAUCAAA
This is a messenger RNA of Ceratosolen solmsi marchali, 3670 nucleotides long. RefSeq names its product Xylosyltransferase oxt (gene oxt). Lineage: Eukaryota; Metazoa; Arthropoda; Insecta; Hymenoptera; Agaonidae. Bases 294 to 3068 code for a protein of 924 amino acids. The transcript is spliced from 11 exons. Gene Ontology annotation, molecular function: protein xylosyltransferase activity. Gene Ontology annotation, cellular component: membrane. Gene Ontology annotation, biological process: heparan sulfate proteoglycan biosynthetic process; chondroitin sulfate proteoglycan biosynthetic process. The record is from RefSeq and is a predicted model, not a curated record.